Molecule: messenger RNA, 7103 nt
Organism: Homarus americanus (American lobster)
Lineage: Eukaryota; Metazoa; Arthropoda; Malacostraca; Decapoda; Nephropidae
Product: GPI inositol-deacylase-like
Biological process (GO): GPI anchor metabolic process; endoplasmic reticulum to Golgi vesicle-mediated transport
Cellular component (GO): endoplasmic reticulum
Molecular function (GO): phosphatidylinositol deacylase activity
Source: RefSeq, a predicted model, not a curated record
AGGUAAACAUGUUGUGUCAGCUGUGUCUCUGAAGGAGGGAAGGGACCGGUAUCUCUGUAACCGGCCCGCUAGAUUCGCGGUUGGAUGCUUAAAUCGUGCUGUUAACUUGCGAGUCAACUUUAUUAUGGCUGCUGAAGUGAAACUGGUGCUUGCGGGCCUCCUGAGUGCCUUGCUGACAUGUGGAAUAUACGAACAUGUUGUGAACAUUGAACCAAAUAAGUGUGAAAUGACAUAUAUGUAUCAACUUCCACAGUACAUUCCAAUAAAAUUAUCUGCUGAAGUGGUUGAACGUUUCCCGUAUUAUGGAGUUUAUGCAUAUGGAGAAGGCAGCUACUCAGAUUCAUUGAAGAAAGGCCUUUACACGGGUAUCCCAGUUCUCUUCAUACCUGGCAACAGUGGCUCCCAUAAGCAGGUGCGAUCUUUAGCAUCUGUGGUUCACAAAGCUCUUGAUGAUGAAACGGACUUUCACUUUGAUUUCUUUACUGUUGACAUCAAUGAAGAAUUAGGGGCAUUUUAUGGACCAGCAUUGGAGAAACAGACAGAAUUUGUUUCCAUUGCUGUGAACCGCAUCCUCAGGUUGUAUGGUGAUGCUCCAGUUACACCCGAGUCUUUAAUCCUUGUUGGUCAUUCUAUGGGAGGUUUGGUAGCAAGAGCAGUGUAUACAAAUAGAAGCAUAACAGUAUCUACGGUUCCACUCAUCAUUACCAAGGCUACACCACACACCCGCCCGUUGGUGAUUUUGGACCAACACCUUGAGCAAUUCUAUGAGAAAGUUAACACAUAUUGGACCAUGGAACGCCCCUUUGACUUAAAGGAUGUUGUGCUUGUAUCUAUUGGAGGUGGUAGGAAUGAUGUACAAGUACCAACAUCACACACUCAUACACCUCUUGCUGAUAUUGCAACUACAACAUCAGAUGUUCCAUCUUGUUGGGUAACCGCUGACCAUCAAGCCAUUGUCUGGUGCCGGCAGCUGGUGUUGGCAGUUGUACGAGCUCUGUUUGAUUGUAUUGAUCCACGUACGUUAAUGCUAACGACCAACAGGAAGCUCAUAGUUGAUGUCUUUGACUAUCAUCUUUCAAAGAGGAUCACAGGAAAACGCUACAAGAGUGCUUUUUACCCGACUACUAUUGAGUUUGACAAAGAGGCAGAAUGGAAGGAAUUGCCAAAACGCCAACAUACUCAUGUAGCUAAAGCAACACCACAUAGAACCUAUCUAAUGAUCCCUAUAAACCCUGGUCAUCAGCUGUAUCAUCAGGCAACCAUUGUUGCUACAAAUCUGGAUAGUAAAAUCUGGGUCAUGGCUUGUAAUGCCAACAUUGUACAGAAAGAGAUACGAAAGUGCUUGACAGGUGAAAACUUAUCCAGUAAAACCAAGAAGUUGAAGGGUAAAUUGAAGACUGUGGAACUAGACAUGGGGACCCUUGGAGCAGCUGGUCACACACACAUCAUUGUCCACAUUCCUACAACAGAUGAGAAGGUGCAAGUUGCCAUAGAUAUCCACAGUAAGAAUGGACGGCAAAGAGCCAUUGAUGUGCCAGCUUUUUUUCGGUCAUUUAUGCAGACUUUGAUUGUGGAUACCACGCCUCAGAAAGCUCUGUCUUACAAUGUAACUCUAAAAGGUUUACAAGAUAUGUGGCAGUCAUUUAAGAUUAUUGUGCGACCUCGCUCUACAUGUGCAACAGAAAAUGUACCAGUGGCAAAGAUGUACACACCAUGGGUUCAGAAAGAGUCUUCCCUGGAGAGUAGUGGUCCAGGUAUAUCCUACAUUGCUGAGCUCAGUAUUCCACCUCUUGAUGAUAAUUCCUCUGCGAGUAUCCAGUUUAUUCUGAAUCCUGAAUGUACUUACUCCAUACUUAUCCAGGGCAGCUUUAUUGGAGUUUUCCGGCGUCUUGUGUGGCUGUAUGGGUCCCAGGUUCCCACCUACUGUGUAAUUCACCUCCUCCUCACCCUUGCCAAGCAGCUUCGGAUGAUUGAGAAGGAUGGAUACUGUCCAUCAUUCUUUUCAUCCAUGCUUAGCCUCACACCUUUGGCUGUUGUUCCUUUUGUUAAAAUCGGCAGCCUUGUACUAAAGAAUCUGGAGAUAAUUGAUGAUAUGGUAAUUAUGAGUAAUAAUGGAGAGGAUUUGCCAGUCCUCCCAAUAUUGUUGUUCUUAGGAACGUUACCUCUUACAUUAGCAUUGGGUGCAGCUGCUUGGGGUCUGAUCUUACUUAGUGGCAAUGCAGCACAUUCUUUUGUUGUAAGGAUAUUGGGGCAUUCUCUAGGUGGAACAGAUAUUGUUGCUGAUCUAGCAGUGUCAGGACUUUCACGGGUGCCAAUGCUAGUGGGUGUGGCACUCAUUUCUCUGGCUUAUUCUUCAUGCGGCACACUGGCACUGAGUUUGGCUGGCAUAUUUUACUUCAUAAAGGUGUUCAAACUGUAUGAAGAUUACAUUGAGAAGAUAGUAUUGGGACUAAUACCAGGUGUAUCUGGUGAUGGAAGCACCACAGAUCGAGCUCUCUCAAGAGUACACUUCCAUCUGACUCUCAUGAUGUUGGUGUUCCUUGUUACCGUCAUCAACAUACCUACUUUGAUUAUAUGGAGCCGAUUAAUAAGGAACAACCUACAGCUUUCAGAAGACCCAACACUGAUGGUAACAGUUGCCAUUCUAGUCACUCUUUGUUUCCUGUGGCAGAAGAAGCUUCCACAAGCCAAAAGAAAAUACUACAAAGAACUAUCAUACAUAAUACACUCCAUAGCAGUUAUUGCACUCCUGUUUGGCAGCGUGCACAUAUAUCGUGUAUCUUAUCUCGUGGUGGGAGCCCUGGCUUUAGUUGCUUUUCAUCAAAUUGUGGCUCCUACACCUGAGGAUAUCCAAGAACAAGAUCAUGACUCACCAAGCAGAAGUAGCCAGCCAUACAUGGCUCAGGUAGGAACUGAAGAUGCUACAGCUUCUAAUGGUAGUCACUCGGAAACAAGCACACCUGGUUCUGACCUCUCACAUGAUACUGUGGGGUGAGGCAAUGAGUUGGACUGAGGUAUGGAGCUCAUGUGUACUUACGGAGGAGCAAAAAGUCUAUGCUAUGACAUUAGGUAUAUGAAUUUGCUAUUACAUUUAGUUAUCUGAAGUUGUACUUAAUUUAAUUUCAAUAUUGCUCAUCAUGACUUGCGUCUAAAAAUUUUACAGUGAGAUGAUAGUGAAUGAAUACUAAAUAAUAUAUACAGGAGUGCUUCGCUUUAUAAAAGGAAUAUAUGUUUCUGAAAAAACCUUUUGUAAAUUGAAGCCAUUUUCCCAUUGAUAAUGUUUCUAUGAGAAAAAAAGUCCCUCAAAUGUCAAAAUUCAAAUUUUUUAGCAAUUUUUGUGGGAAACAUUAAAGCUAUCCCUCGAUAUACAAGUGGUUAGGUUCCAAGAAAACCAUUCAUUAGGUGAAUUUUCGUAUCUCGAAUAGAAGAACAUAUGGAAAAAAUAGGGUUCAGUUCCCCAAUGACAAAAAUAACCCAAUAUUAUAACCUAAAAAACAAAAUUGAUUUACAAACAAGAAAAAAAACCUACCUAACAAAUGAUAAAUGGUGCACAAGUACUUUAAUUUACUACAUAACACACUAAAACAUUAAUAAAAUACUAUCUAGAUGAAAAUAUGCAGUAAAACUAUUUAGGAAAAGCUUAUCAAAGUUUAACACAGCUGCCAGUGGUGCCAUUUGCAUAGAUGCUGUCUGCUUCAAGCGUUACCAUAGCAACGCAGCCCGGCUGCCUCUGCCGCCGCUUAGCAAUGCUUCCCCUCCCGCUUUCACACGCAAAGAAAUAUUUAUGCCCUGUAUGUUUUUUACUUUGAUUGCUAUUUCUUUUACUUUUGCACAUUAUGUAUGUAGAUUGUGUGUGCAUGUAACCAGUUAAAAAAAAAAGGGUGAAGAAAGUCAAGUUUAUCUAUCCAAAACUACGAGUUGAAAUAUAAGCAUGACAUCCUGCUAACUCUCUCUGCUGCACAAAGAAAUGUUUAUUACUUUUAUAUUUUUGACCUUAUGAUAAUAUCAGUAUAUUUUUUAUUUAUAUUUUGCACAUUUUGUAUUCAGGAUUGUGUGUGCAUUAACUGAAUGAAAAAAUAUGAAGAAAGGAAUGUUUACUGUAUACAGUACUGUGUACUCGAAAUUACAAGUUGAAAAAUAACCAUCACAAAACUCCUACUUCAGCCUGGUAGGGAGAGAGUUUGGGGGAUGUGGCCGCCUCAGCUGACUUGAAUUUUUGUCAGGACCCAAAUUCAUAUAAGCUUUCGUAACACGAAAAAGAGGUGCUAAUUUAGGAAAUUUGUAUAAACGAAUUUUUGUAUCUCAACCAUUCGUAUAUCAAGGGAUACCUGUACUUCUAAGAAUAAGUACUAAUCAUAAUAACAUUAAUAAAGAAGUACACUACAGUAUCAAGUUUAUUUAAUCUAUAUUAGAAUAUAUUUCACUUUUGGGAAACUGUAGGUGGUCGAUGUUAAGGGUGAUGGUGUGGCAGGAUCGUGGUAGAUGGGGCUACUCGGAGGAUGAUGGUGUGGGAGCUGGAACAUCGCCUCACCAUCACCACCACCUUCAUGUAACAUAACUGUUUAUGCAUAUAUAAGCAUAGAAAUGUUCCCACACACUAGCCUGCACCACAGUACACUACUUACUGUCCGUUUUCAGCACGGGAUGCUCUCAGAUGCGUUUGUCAGACAGACUCAGCCUCUUCCGAUGCUGCAAAACAAAGUUUUUUUGUUUUUCAUAAAAGCAGGGUUUUCAAUAAUAUACCAAAGCACGAACAAAAAAAUGUAUUAGGGAAUUUUUUUUAAUCAAGGUUUUGUUAAUCGAAGUACUCCUGUUUAAAUGCUAAGUUAUUAAUAUUUGUGCAGCUGGUGGUUCCGGUAUGACCUCUUUCUUUCAGUUUGUUUUAUUCUUUUGCAUCUUAUGUUUACUAAACUUUAUCAUUGCACUAUUGGUUAAGAAACCCAAAUAAAGACAUUUAGAUUUGUGACAUUUGAUUUCUCAUAACUUAAAUGAUUACUUUCUAAAGGUAUUUCUACACUGUGAAGUGAGAAUAUUACUUAAUUAUAGUACUGUAUGUUAUCAGGUAUGUGCCCGUAUAUAGUGUUAAGACAAAGAAUGUACGGUACUGUAUGUAAAUUUUGUAUAGGAAUUUAGCUUUUUGGUGAAAUGUAUCGAAGACUAGAAGGGUAUUUUUAAGUUAUAAACUCUUGAUUUUCUUCAUGUAAUAUUGUUAGUACAAAGUUAAACAAAGAUUUUUGUUACAUUGAAACUUGGGUGCAGCUAGAUGAUAUGAGAGUAACAUUAUACAGUACCUGUUUUGGAGAGUUUUACUUCAUUAACUGGUGUGAAUAAGUUUUUAUUAUUAUUGUUGUUAUUGUAAUUAUUAAUAAUAUUAUUAUUAUUAUUGUCAUCUUUGGGUGCCGGUAUACAAUAUGAGAUACAGCUUUGAAGACCAGCACUCAAACUCCAAAGCAAUGUAUCAGGAGGAUUAAUGUACAGUAAUUAGUUUUGUAUGGUGUCACAUGGGUAAAUACUUUCAUGUAUAUCUAGAAAAUAGGCUUUGAAUAUUAACUUAUAUUAGUUUUAUAAUUAGAAAAAUACAUGUACAGUAUACUGCACUGUAUACAGAAAUGAUUAUACAAUGUAAUAUAAUACCAUGUGUGUAGAUUUUUAGGGACAUAUUCUUGCAUACAAAAGUUUGAUGAGUGUCUUAAUAUGCCAGUACAGUAAUGCACUGCAGGAUCUCGGGUUUGGGUUCCUGGAGACCUUGUGAACAUGAUUUACUUAGGACUUAAUUGGGACGAUAAUAUUCCUGAAACCACCACCAGCCAUCCACAUUCCUUCCCCACCUCAUCCCCUUCUAAGUUAUAAUUAUGUUGCCAGCACAUUUUUGCCUCAUUCACUUUACCACUACAACACUUCACAUUUUCUAUUUUAACAUGAAAUACAAAUGAAACACGCUUAUAUAAAAUUAACUUUCACCUUUACACAGUAUUAUGUAACUUCCCUUCCACCAUCACCAGUCAUAUGUACACAGCACAUUGAUGCCUCACCUUCUCUCUAUCACUUCAACACAUCACAUUCUAGAAUCAUAUAAUAUAUAUUCCAAACAUACUGUACAGUAUGAAAUUAAUAUUCACCUUUAUGCUGAUAGCUAAAUCACACUGAACACAGUAAAUAUAGGCAACAUAAAUGUAACCAAGAAAUGUAAACAUUAAGGUGAGCAUGGUUAUAGCUCGGUGUCACAUAACAAAAAGCAUGAGAACGUAAGGAUCAAAGGAAAUUUAUCACACAUGCGGUCAUACACUAGCCUCACUGUAUGGGUACAGGUAUGUGAAAGUCAAAAUACUUACAAAAUAGAAAAGAAAAAAUCCACAAUGACAGAAAACUUACAAAUGGGUGCCAGUAUUAUUUGAGGAUUAAAUGAAACCUUUGCUGGAUAUGGCCACUUUGUCCAAUACUGAUGGUAAUCGUGUAAAUUUUAAAGUGACUAACUGUAUUCUGUACACCCAAACCUUGACAUUCUCAGGGCUCUACCCUAUUCAAAUUAUCAGAUGAUACUGCUCUUAUCACAGAUAGUGAAGAGGCAUUACAAAAACUGGUUAACAAAUUAGUGGAAAGAGGUGAAGAAUAUGGGUUAAGAGUUUAAUGUUGUAAAGACGAAACUAAUGGUUGUAUUCAAAUUGGAAAUAAAUCCUAAAUUAAGAAUUAUGAUAGGCAACAAACUUAACAAAUAGAUAAUUUUAUGUAUUUGGGAAGUAACCUUAAUGUAUUGGUAGAUGUGCGAAAGAAAUUAAAACAAGUAUAGGUCAAGCAAAAAACAGCAUGUAAUAAUAACCUAAAAGACCUCAUAAAAAGGGACAUUCACUUAAAUUUAAGAAAAAUUCUGCUGAAAUGCUAUACUGUACUGUAUACUGUAUUUGGUCAGGUCUGUUGCAUGGGUCAGAAGCGUGGACAAUUUCAGCAGACACCAGAAAAGUUAGAGGCCUUUGAAAUGUGAUGUUACAGGAGAAUGUUAAAAAUGAGUUACACCGACAGGAAAACAAAUGAAGAAGCACUAAGAUUGGCAAAAACUUAGAGAAAUACUUGAAAUUAAAAAAAAAAAGUAAAAUGAGAUACUUUGG